CCUUAGCUAGGUUCAAGAUGGACAAGGGACUGACCAGACAGUUUGUGGCAGCUUUCAUAGGUUCGCUGUCAGUGAUGGCCGCCGGCUGUAGCUACGGAUGGGUGACUCCUCUACUCUCACAAUUCCACUCUCCGGACUCCCCUAUACCUCUCACGCAUGUAGAGAGCUCAUGGGCCGUCGCAUUGAUCGAGUUUGGCAACCUCUUCACUUCUAUUCCGGCCGGAUUAUUGGUUAAUCGCUGGGGUAGAAAGUCCCUUCUUUUGGCUACAGCGCCUGUCUACGUCAUGUCAUGGCUCUGCAUUGUGACUAUAAAGUCAGUCACAUCUCUCUACAUCGCUAGGACCAUUCAAGGACUCGCCAUGGGCGUCAUAUACACAGUGCUACCCGUCUACUUGGCGGAGAUCGGGUCCCAAGAUGUACGAGGAGCGUUGACGACAUUCUUCGAGGCCAUGUGGUAUACAGGAAUACUUAUGGAGUACAUUUUAGGUCCGCAUCUCUCUUUCACCUCGUUCACACUAGUCACUUGCUCAGUACCAAUAGUGUUUUUUGUGACAUUUAUUUGUAUACCGGAUUCGCCUUAUUACUACUUGAUGCAAGGCGAUCAAGUAAAAGCAGCUGAUUCAUUGAUUUGGUUGAGAGCAACAGCAGACAUCGAAGAAGAACUGUAUAGCAUGAAGAAGACGAUUGAAGAGGAGAGAGAACAGAACAGGUCUUGGAAGAAUUCAGUUGUGACUCGUGCUAAUGUCAAAGCUCUUAUGAUUGUCGAGAUCGUGGUUUUGACCAAGUUCAUGAGUGGGAUCGCUGCAGUAUUGUCGUAUUCUUCAGAUAUGUUUGCUUCUACUGGCUCUACCUUCACAGCUGACAACUCCACUAUCAUCAUGGGUGUUUUACUUCUUCUCACUACUAUAUUUGCUGGCGCUCUGGUUGACAAGGUGGGUAGACGACCACUGUUACUGAUUUCGUGUUUUGGUUGCUGCAUCACUGAGUUCAUAUCUGGUCUGUUCUGCUUCUUACAUACAAACUUCGCAAUGGACCUUUCCCCAUAUAGCUGGGUUUUUAUGACGUCUGUCAUGAUUUACUGUGUGAUUUUCUCCCUCGGCUUGGGGCCAUUAACUAACACCCUGAAAGGAGAGUUAUUCCCAUCUUUUACAAAAGGUUUUGGGUCAGGUUUGACGACUAUGACGGAUACCAUUUCAUGUUUUGUCUGCCUCAAAAUGUACCAAGUUGUUACUGACAGUUACGGGAUCUAUCUCAACUUUUGGAUUUUUUCUAGCUUUAGUCUGAUGGGGUUCAUGUUAAUCUAUCUCUUGGUUCCAGAGACUAAGGGCAAGACGUUUAUAGAGAUACAACAAAUGUUGAAUGAUAGUAAAGACGUCUCAGUCAAUACUACAUUACAAUAUGACUUUGAAGCUGAAACACAGCAAUGUAGCACUGAAGAGGAAGCUUAGGAUAAGUCAUACUUGCUUUACAGUUACAGUGACCUAAUUUUCGUUAUUAUUUUGGGUUUUUAUUAAUAUAAUUGUACUUAUUUGUUUGUACUCAAUGUAUUAAUUUUAUUAAACAGCUGAA
This is a messenger RNA of Macrosteles quadrilineatus (aster leafhopper), 1569 nucleotides long. RefSeq names its product facilitated trehalose transporter Tret1-like. Gene Ontology annotation, cellular component: membrane. The transcript is spliced from 3 exons. NCBI's taxonomy places the organism in Eukaryota, Metazoa, Arthropoda, Insecta, Hemiptera, Cicadellidae. Gene Ontology annotation, biological process: transmembrane transport. Gene Ontology annotation, molecular function: transmembrane transporter activity. Bases 18 to 1448 code for a protein of 476 amino acids. The record is from RefSeq and is a predicted model, not a curated record.